UCACCGCCGGCGAAAUCACACUCUAUGAACUUUAUUCUCGCUGUUGUUCUUCCGUUCCAUUUACCAUAUAAUAAACCAAAUUUAAGUCCACGUCAGCAAUUCUAACCACACUGUAAAAAAACAAAACAUCAUCGCUCCCUGAGAGCAAAACCCUAAUCGUCGAUUCUGCUACAUUCUUCCGGAUUCUCAGCUGCUGAAAUCUCCGUUUUCAUGGGCUUCUACAGCCAUCACGUCCUUCCUCAUUCUUGCCAUCGAUCAAGCUCUUACUUUCUCAGUUCUCAGUGUCGAUAGAUUCUCUUCUUUGGUUUAGCUGUUCCACUCUCUGAUUUUACUUAGCUUGAUCCUUCCGAAUGUGAAAAUGUUUCUGUUAUGUUUAUCUGAAAUGUGGACUCAUGAAUCUGGAAUUUGAGCAAACAAGGGUUUCUUCCGAAUGUGAGCUUGAAUGCUUACAAAUUUUGAAUCUUUUUGUUUAUUUGUUUGCUCUCUUCAUUUUUUAAUUGAUCUGGUCACCUGAAAUGAGUUAAGUUCGACUUAUAUAGAAGCUAUGUUCUGCAAAUCCACAUUGAUGAUUUUACCAUUUUGUUAAUUUGGAUGAAGUUGAUCCAUCAAGAAACACUUUAAGACUUAUAAUUGUUGGACUUGAUCUGACUUUCUUUUUGGGUACUGACCAUUUAUGCUGACAAUUUUGUAUUGAUUCAAUAUCAUUUAUGGUGUCAGAUGGUUGUUGUUUUUCUAUCUCUGAUUGUUGUUAUAUGGGUGGCUUCUUUCUUCAAAAUUUUCUUCCGAGCUACAUCUAUCUCCAGAGCCACUAUUCUUGAUGAUGGGAAGAAAAAUGUGAUGUUUGUUAUCGCACAUCCUGAUGAUGAGUCAAUGUUCUUUUCUCCAACAAUAAACUACUUCACUUCCACUGCCUGCAAUCUUCACAUCUUAUGCUUCUCCACUGGUAACGCUGAUGGUAUGGGAAGCAUUAGGGACCAAGAGCUGCAUCGGGCAUGUGCGGUGCUCAAGGUUCCGCUUCAACAGUUAAAGAUUCUGGACCAUCCAAAUUUGCAGGAUGGUUUUGGGCAAUUAUGGAGCCACGAUUUGCUAACAGAGAUCAUCGAAGAAGAAGUCACUAAUCACUAUAUCCACACAAUAAUAACAUUCGAUAACUAUGGUGUUUGGGGUCAUUGCAAUCACCGAGAUGUGCAUCGUGGAGUAUUAAAGUUCUUGCAGACUAAUUCAGGAAGAAAUGUCAAAGCUUGGGAACUUGUAAGCCUUAAUAUCUUUCGCAAGUACUGUGGACCUGUCGACAUUUGGCUGUCUAUUUUAUCCGCCAAAAGACAUCCGAGUAAGGUAAUCAUCAUAAACAAGCAGCCUUGGAAAAGCUUCAAAGCAAUGGCACAACAUUUAAGCCAGUGGGUUUGGUUUCGGAAGCUUUUUGUUUUGUUUUCAAGCUAUACAUAUGUGAAUACACUUGAUAGAAUCAACCCUGAGUCAAACGAGCUCUUGUAGAGUUGUUGUAGCUCGUAAUGUUGGAUCAUUGAGACAAGUCAUUGAUAUUUUACUUUUUCAUUUCUUGUUGUCACACUAGUAUAUCACAAGAAGGUAAGUGUUCU
Messenger RNA from Arabidopsis thaliana (thale cress), 1598 nucleotides. RefSeq names its product N-acetylglucosaminylphosphatidylinositol de-N-acetylase family protein. Gene Ontology annotation, molecular function: N-acetylglucosaminylphosphatidylinositol deacetylase activity. The transcript has 11 exons. Lineage: Eukaryota; Viridiplantae; Streptophyta; Magnoliopsida; Brassicales; Brassicaceae. The coding region runs from base 718 to 1494 and encodes 258 amino acids. The record is from RefSeq and is marked reviewed.